This is a messenger RNA of Stomoxys calcitrans (stable fly), 753 nucleotides long. RefSeq names its product small VCP/p97-interacting protein (gene Svip). The record is from RefSeq and is a predicted model, not a curated record. The transcript has 3 exons. Lineage: Eukaryota; Metazoa; Arthropoda; Insecta; Diptera; Muscidae. Gene Ontology annotation, biological process: negative regulation of retrograde protein transport, ER to cytosol; negative regulation of VCP-NPL4-UFD1 AAA ATPase complex assembly; positive regulation of autophagy. The coding region runs from base 116 to 364 and encodes 82 amino acids. Gene Ontology annotation, cellular component: endoplasmic reticulum membrane.
GCAACAUAACGGAUUCCAAAGACAUCUGAUUGCAAUAAAUAAAUGACUAAGUAUCAGUACAACAAUAAAUAAUUUAUUUUAUAUUUAUUGGACAAGAUUGAAACGCAUUUAAACUAUGGGCAAUUUAUGUUCAUCAUGUUGUGGAAGUUCCUCCGAGGAAUCCAAUCUAAUGCCAUCACCAGAAACUAGAAGAAAGCAACAAUUGGAAGCAGCUGAACGCCGACGAAUGGAAAAUGAAACAAGAGGAAUAAAAGAUCCGGAGAGGGUAAAACGACAACAACAACGAUCUGAAGAAAUUCAAAAGCGUGAAGAUGAAGCCGCUCGAACUGGGGGACAACCAGUUUUAAGGUGGCAGCAGGAUUAAGGUUAUCGUUUAAACCAUAAACAUAAGAAGUCUGAGAUACAUUCUUAGUUUUUGACAAGAGCACAAUCACCAUCUUCAAAUGCAACGUUCCAACUGCCGGUCAAGGGGGAUCAAUGACCAUUUAUUUGUAUGUACUCGUUUGUAUUGGAAAACAAAAGAAUGCUUUAUUAACACUUUCAUUCACAUUUGUAAGCACUUGUAUACCAAUUCAUAUGUAUACAUAUCAUAUGUAUCAUCGGAAGUCAUACAAGUGUAUAUUACGUGCGAAUAAGCACUAAUUUUCUUUUUUGUUGAGUAUUUUUCUUUUUUUUUUUUGUUUUAAAUUACACAAUUAUAUUUAUAUAACUUUCAUUAACCAAAUACUAUACACUUUUUAAAUAAAAAUUCUA